AUGGUCCGAUCACAGAUCUGCCGGUUGCACAGACAUGCUCGCCAGUAUCACCGCCAUUCAGACAAGUCGGUGGUGAUCAGCAGGUACUGGAAGAAAGCAGACCAUUUCGACCAGGCAGCCCUGCGAAGGCAUGCUGCCCCCGUGGCCUCCUGGAUCGCCUACGGACCAACGGGACGGGUACCCGAAGUGAAAGAGCUGAACCUCUUGAAGCAGCUCAUGGACAAGAUGGAUGAUGCGCUACUGCCGUCUCGUUUGCAAGGUGUCCUAUCGGACAUGCAGGCUGCUAUCCAGUCUCUCCCUAGAAGACCGGCCGAUGAGGUUUGGACUGAGGCAGAACGACAGUUACAAAAGAGUCUUCGGAAGUUGCGCCGUCGAUGCAAUAAGUCAGAGGAAAAUCGUUGGGUGGUUCCUACAGAUGAUGACUCUGCAGACAAACUGAAAGUCGAGCUGCGCGAAGGUGUACAUGCCUGUGAAGCCGGUACAACGGCCCAUGCGGCAGCUAUCUGUGCAUCUGCCCGGGCUGACCAACACCUCACGCUGUUCAGAAAGAUGAAUGAGUGGGGUUUUCUAUCCGACGCUCAGAAGCUGGAGCGCUUGAAGCAAGCAGAGCAGGCCGCAAGGCGUCCUCGGUGGAACCUGAGCCAAGCAGAGUUGACGGAGAUCGUCAUCCUGGCUGCAGCUUGCCUGUCCGCUCCUCGCAGAGACGCGAAGCCAGACGGCGCGGAUGCUGAAACUUUCAGCGACGUUGAAACAGAUACUACUGCUGUUGCGGAAUCGCGCGAUCCGGAUCUUGAUCUGCAGGGACGUGUACGGUCGUUGUUGCUGCACGUACUCUAUGUGUGGCGAAUGAACCAAUUCGACUGUCGUGCCAUCGAACAUGUCCUAGAUUUCGUGCAGCAGAAGAUCACCAAGUUUGAGGACAAGGUUGGCGACAUUGCAGGCGCGGCUGCUGGGAAGGCUUGGCUGAAAAUCCAGCAGGCAGUCGACCAGCUCAUGUUGCCCACAGAAGCACCUUCGGUCACACAGGUGCAAGGCUCCCAAGUCGCUACAGAAAUGCAAGUUGAGGCUUCUCAUCAGCUCAAGCCUCACAGGGUUCGAGUAAGACUCGAGCGCCAGAGCGGCAUCCAAAACAUCACCUGGAGUGUGGUGGGAGGAUCCUGGAAAUGCCAGUGUUUCACCAGGAAUGGCACGAAAUGGAAGAAUACAUGUCGGUCAUUCCCCAUCUCCAAGUUCCUUGAUCAGGGCCUUGGAGAUGAGGCGGCUGUCGAGGCCGCGCUGCAGGAAGCGAAGGCUUACCGUGAGGAGCUCGUGCACCAGGGCAAGUUGAAGCCUCCCAAACCCAUUGCUGCGACCCUCCGCUCAACAGUCAGGGGCGUCUUUUUCGACAGAAGUCAACAGAAGUGGCACGUUCGGCUGUAUCAUCCGGUGACGAGGAAGCAAGUGUAUGGUGGCUGUUUCCGUGCCAAAGAGAAAGCCGAGGCCAAGGCCAGGGAGCUGGCUGCGCAGCUCGGGGUUCAACCUGACAUCGAGGUGCUGCCGGUGAGGAAGCUCUCAGACCUGAGAUGUUUUGAGAAGCUUGGCCCUGAAAAGGGUGUGACGUGGGAUGUCAAGGCCCAGUGCUGGCAUGCCCAAUGCUACAUCAAAGGCAAAAAAUUGGGCGUUUUCAUACAACCCCAGGAUUUCUCGAACCAGGCUGUAAAGCAGGCCUGGGACGAGGCAGUGUCUUGGCGACGGCAGCAGAAGACGGUGCAGAAGCCUACAGAAGAACGAUGCCAAGAAACAGGGUCAAGAAGUUUCUCUACCCAAGCUAUGUGCCCCUUGUUCGGAGCUUUGGCAGGCAGUCACCCUUCCUUCAUGUUUAGCCUGAACGUCGAAAUGUAG
This is a messenger RNA of Symbiodinium sp. CCMP2592, 1881 nucleotides long. The record is from the annotation of a GenBank genome assembly. Lineage: Eukaryota; Dinophyceae; Suessiales; Symbiodiniaceae.